Messenger RNA from Microcebus murinus (gray mouse lemur), 5578 nucleotides. It is a transcript of the gene INTS2, whose product is annotated as integrator complex subunit 2. Lineage: Eukaryota; Metazoa; Chordata; Mammalia; Primates; Cheirogaleidae. Gene Ontology annotation, cellular component: integrator complex. Gene Ontology annotation, biological process: snRNA 3'-end processing. The record is from RefSeq and is a predicted model, not a curated record.
UUCCUCCGACUCUACCCUUCCUCAGUCCAGUACGGUGGCCGGCGGGAGUCAGACGCUUGGGAUGAAUGAAGGCGCUGGGUGCAGGUUGCAAAGGAUCAACAGUGAUAAUGACUGAGUGUACAAGCCUUCAGUUUGUCAGCCCUUUUGCUUUUGAGGCAAUGCAGAAAGUGGAUGUUGUUCGCCUGGCAUCUUUAAGCGAUCCAGAAUUGAGACUUCUCCUGCCUUGUUUGGUGCGAAUGGCACUUUGUGCUCCUGCUGACCAGAGUCAAAGCUGGGCUCAGGAUAAAAAACUUAUCCUUCGUCUUCUCUCUGGUGUGGAAGCUGUCAACUCCAUUGUUGCAUUGUUGUCUGUGGACUUUCAUGCUUUAGAACAGGAUGCCAGCAAAGAACAGCAGCUUAGGCAUAAACUUGGAGGAGGCAGUGGAGAGAGCAUCCUGGUAUCACAGCUUCAGCAUGGACUGACAUUAGAGUUUGAACACAGUGAUUCACCUCGUCGAUUGCGUCUAGUGCUUAGUGAACUGUUGGCAAUUAUGAACAAGGUAUCUGAGUCCAAUGGAGAAUUUUUUUUCAAGUCUUCUGAGCUGUUUGAAAGUCCAGUCUAUUUGGAGGAAGCCGCAGAUGUACUUUGUAUUUUACAAGCAGAGCUCCCUUCCUUGCUCCCUAUAGUUGACGUAGCUGAAGCCUUGCUACAUGUUAGAAAUGGUGCCUGGUUCUUGUGUCUGUUGGUGGCCAAUGUUCCUGAUAGUUUUAAUGAAGUUUGUAGGGGCCUGAUUAAAAAUGGAGAAAGACAAGAUGAAGAAAGCCUUGGAGGAAGGCGCAGGACAGAUGCCUUACGCUUCUUGUGUAAAAUGAAUCCCUCUCAGGCCCUCAAGGUCCGAGGCAUGGUGGUGGAAGAGUGUCACUUGCCAGGCCUUGGUGUGGCUUUGACAUUGGAUCAUACUAAAAAUGAAGCUUGUGAAGAUGGAGUGAGCGACUUGGUUUGUUUUGUUAGUGGUUUGCUUCUUGGAACAAAUGCAAAAGUCCGGACUUGGUUUGGAACUUUUAUCCGAAAUGGACAGCAGAGAAAAAGAGAGACCAGCAGUUCUGUCCUUUGGCAGAUGAGAAGGCAGCUUCUUCUGGAAUUGAUGGGCAUUCUUCCCACAGUAAGAAGUACCCGAAUUGUGGAAGAAGCUGAUGUGGACGUGGAACCCAAUUUGUCUGUGUAUUCGGGGCUGAAAGAAGAGCAUGUUGUGAAAGCCAGUGCACUCUUACGUCUGUACUGUGCUUUGAUGGGGAUCGCUGGACUCAAACCAACUGAAGAAGAAGCUGAACAGUUACUACAGUUGAUGACAAGCCGUCCUCCUGCUACACCAGCUGGGGUUCGCUUUGUUUCACUUUCCUUUUGUAUGCUACUGGCCUUUUCUACACUUGUCAGUACACCUGAACAGGAGCAGCUAAUGGUGGUGUGGCUAAGUUGGAUGAUAAAAGAAGAAGCCUAUUUUGAGAGUACUUCAGGUGUCUCUGCUUCUUUUGGGGAGAUGCUAUUAUUGGUGGCUAUGUACUUUCACAGCAACCAACUUAGUGCUAUCAUUGACUUGGUCUGUUCCACUUUGGGGAUGAAGAUUGUAAUUAAGCCAAGCUCCUUGAGCAGGAUGAAGACCAUCUUCACACAGGAAAUUUUUACUGAGCAGGUUGUCACAGCUCAUGCAGUUCGAGUCCCUGUCACCAGCAACCUGAGUGCCAACAUUACUGGGUUUCUGCCUAUUCAUUGUAUUUACCAGCUUCUCAGGAGCCGUUCCUUUACCAAGCACAAAGUGUCAAUUAAAGACUGGAUUUAUAGACAGCUCUGUGAAACCUCCACUCCACUCCAUCCUCAACUACUUCCUUUGAUUGACGUGUACAUAAAUUCUAUACUCACUCCUGCAUCUAAAUCUAAUCCAGAGGCCACAAAUCAGCCAGUCACAGAACAGGAGAUACUCAAUAUUUUCCAAGGAGUCAUUGGGGGUGACAAUAUCCGCCUUAAUCAGCAUUUCAGUAUCACAGCACAGCUUUUGGUGCUCUACUAUAUACUGUCCUAUGAGGAAGCUCUCCUAGCAAACACGAAGACUUUAGCUGCCAUGCAAAGAAAGCCCAAAUCAUAUUCAUCUUCUUUAAUGGAUCAGAUUCCUAUCAAAUUCCUUAUUCGACAGGCUCAAGGGCUGCAACAGGAGUUGGGAGGAUUGCAUUCAGCUUUACUACGUCUCCUUGCAACUAACUACCCACAUUUGUGUAUUGUGGAUGACUGGAUCUGUGAGGAAGAAAUCACAGGGACUGAUGCCCUGUUAAGGCGAAUGCUCCUGACGAAUAAUGCCAAAAACCACUCUCCUAAACAACUCCAAGAAGCAUUUUCAGCUGUUCCAGUAAGUCACACACAAGUGAUGCAGAUUAUAGAACACUUGACUCUACUGUCAGCCAGUGAGCUGAUACCAUAUGCAGAUGUAUUAAUAUCCAAUAUGAGCCAGCUGUUGAAUUCAGGGGUUCCACGGAGAAUUCUUCAAACAGUCAAUAAACUAUGGAUGGUUCUUAAUACUGUGAUGCCUAGAAGGUUGUGGGUAAUGACGGUUAAUGCACUUCAACCUUCAAUAAAGUUUGUACGACAACAAAAGUAUACUCAGAAUGACCUGAUGAUAGAUCCUCUCAUUGUCUUAAGAUGUGAUCAAAGGGUUCACAGAUGCCCCCCGCUGAUGGAUAUUACUCUACACAUGUUGAAUGGUUAUCUUCUUGCAUCGAAAGCCUACCUUAGUGCUCAUCUAAAGGAAACAGCAGAGCAAGAUAGGCCUUCCCAGAAUAAUACAAUAGGUUUAGUUGGACAAACUGAUGCUCCAGAAGUUACCAGAGAAGAAUUGAAAAAUGCAUUGCUGGCUGCUCAGGAUAGUGCAGCUGUCCAGAUUCUCUUAGAGAUUUGCUUACCUACUGAAGAGGAGAAAGGAAACGGUAUCAAUCCAGACAGCUUGCUAAGAAAUGUUCAAAGUGUUAUUACCACCAGCACUCCAAAUAAGGGGAUGGAGGAAGGAGAAGACAAUUUGCUCUGUAACCUUCGAGAAGUUCAGUGCCUUAUCUGUUGUCUGUUGCACCAAAUGUACAUUGCAGAUCCCAACAUUGCUAAGCUUGUUCAUUUUCAGGGUUAUCCAUGUGAACUUUUGCCUCUGACAGUUGCAGGUAUUCCAUCUAUGCACAUCUGUCUGGAUUUCAUACCUGAGCUUAUUGCACAGCCAGAACUUGAAAAGCAGAUAUUUGCUAUCCAGUUGCUUUCUCAUUUAUGUAUCCAGUAUGCAUUACCAAAGUCACUUAGCGUGGCUCGUUUAGCUGUCAAUGUCAUGGGAACUUUGCUAACAGUUUUAACACAGGCUAAGCGGUAUGCUUUUUUCAUGCCAACUCUGCCAUGUUUGGUCUCUUUUUGUCGAGCAUUUCCUCCACUAUAUGAGGAUAUUAUGUCUUUGCUGAUCCAAAUAGGACAAGUUUGUGCGUCUGAUGUUGCCACUCAGACAAGAGACAUUGAUCCAAUUAUUACACGUCUUCAACAAAUAAAGGAGAAACCAAGUGGAUGGUCUCAAAUCUGUAAAGAUCUGUCUUAUAAAAAUGGAUCCAGCGACACUGGAAGUAUGGAUCCUGAUGUACAGCUCUGUCAUUGUAUUGAAAGCACAGUAGUUGAAAUAAUAAACAUGAGUGUUAGUGGAAUUUAAAAAAAUUUAAAACAAAAAAAUGAGGCUGUUUGCUGCAUAUACUCAACAUGCAUCUGCAUCUUGUAACAACUCUAAACUGAAAUGGGAACAGUAAUAUCUUGGAAUCAUUAAAACAAUUCAGUUCAAUAUGAAUACAGUGUAGAACUCUGAGGAUUAUGCUUGCUUGUAUUUGGCACACCUUUGGAUCUACUUUGCUGGUAUGUUUAUAUUGUAGCUGUCGAGAUUGUUUUCCAUUGAGAACACAUUUAAGAGACUCAUUACUGGAAAGGGAAUUUGGCCUUGUAUUUAGCUUUUGGAGUGAAGAAAGACUGCCAUGCCUUUCAUUUCUUAUACAGAUGAGUCUAUGGGUAGCCUUAGUAGUGUUUAUUUUAAUUGUGAGCUUGUAACAGAGUUCAAAAAAGAUGCAAUUAUAGGAGGGAGAAAAAGGUAUCAAGAGAAAGGAGAACUGAGGAAAAAUUAGGAGUUAAAUAUCUAAAUAGAAAUCUCAGACUCGCAGUAUAAGUCAUAAUAAUGCAAGGUGGAAUUCUAGUUCUCAAGAAACAAUAUUGAGAAGGCUUUAAAAAAGGCAGGUAGCUUUUAUAAUUGUUUUCCAUGGAAUACAGAUAAGGAUUUAAAGAUUUCACAUAUUUGCUUCAAUUUUUACUAAUAUAUGAAGCCAUAUGUUUAAAGAGAUACUUGAAUAAUUUGGAAUUUUAAGAUAAUGGUUUAAAAGUGUUUACAGAAACAUCUUUCUGCAAAGAAGAACCUGAAAGGAGGUCUCAUUUAGUUUUUUGUUUUAAAUUUAUUUUUAUAAUGCUUUAUUAACUUAUCUGAUGCUCAGAGGGGGGAAAUAGGUAUCAAAUUAAAUGAUGUUUAGAGCAAUAAAAUCCACUGGAUUAAAGAGCUCUUAGUUUGUCAUCAGGAUCAUAAUUCAUAUCUUAACUUUGAGAAGUUCUUUGAGUAAGAAAAUAUAUACAGUGUUUGAACCUCAGGAAAAAUUAAAAUAUGGAAAAUACUGUCUUGCUGAAGGAUUUCAGUCCUCUGUUAGUAACUUCCAUUGAUUAGGCAGAUGCAUUCAGGUAACCCAUAAUCCUUUUUUUAAAAUUAAGUAUCCAUGUAGAAGGUACUUCUCUUUAUCCUCUGAGAUAUACCUCAAUCACACACUUUUUCCCCCUACUCAAAAUAGACCUCUUCACUUGUAAAAGAAGUUAGAUAGGCUAAAAAGUGUGGUUUUUAAGAAAUUUAACUUCAGCCUUUUCACUAGCAAAUAGUCACAUCUCAUUUUCCUUCUCUGUAAAAUGGGGUUACUACUGGCCCUACCUCAUAAAGGUAUUCUGUAAGAACUAGUUUGUAGCUGUUUCAAAUCAUGAAGUGCAUAGUAUCAUAUGUGAUAGAAUAUUUAUAACUUUUUAUUAGAUGCUUAAUGUUCAAUUAAGUAAUUUUGAUGUGAAAAAUAAAAGCAUAUGCUUAAAAAAUAACAUAAGAAUUUCAUAUUUUUAAACAAGGCAGUUUUGUAAGUCUCUUAAGAUUAAAUACAAAUCCAGUUUUGUUCUGUUUCUUUUAACUGAGGCCUUGGAAUAUUUUGUGUGAAUAGGGAUCCUCUAAGGGUUCAGGAAAAGUUGAAGAAUGUUUUCUAGCUAAAUGCAGUGCACAUUCCUGGAUUGAUUUUCAAAGACUGGUCAGAACCUGAUGUGUUAAAAUAUAACAUAUGCUGUUUUUCAUCAGAUUUGUUGAUAAUGUAAAUAAAAUGUGUAAAUAUAUUAGUAAAUGUUAAUAUUCAUGUAUUUUAAGUUAAGGUUAUAAAAUUUGUCACAAUGUGAUUUUUUUUAUUCAAGUGAAAACAGAUGUGUGCAGCUAUUUUGAAUAUUUGUUUAUAAACAUUCAUAUUCUUUAUCAAA